Paramacrobiotus metropolitanus is the source of this 1320-nucleotide messenger RNA. RefSeq names its product protein diaphanous homolog 1-like. The coding region runs from base 294 to 1004 and encodes 236 amino acids. The transcript has 9 exons. NCBI's taxonomy places the organism in Eukaryota, Metazoa, Tardigrada, Eutardigrada, Parachela, Macrobiotidae. The record is from RefSeq and is a predicted model, not a curated record.
ACUGUCUUCCAAAAUUCUCUUGAUACUCUCUGUCUUGUCGAUUUUUCUGAUGCACCGAAGACAAAGGCGUACUCCAAACUUUAUUCCCGUAUUUUUCCGUAUUCUGGCUGUCGGUUCUGCGGCCGCAUCACCAUCACUGCAGUGUGCAGUUGCUGCUCGUUGCAGAUUGCACAGCAGUCAGCAGCUUUUUCUCUCCGUGGCAGUCUGCCUGGAUCCACACUGCACACGGGGAAUCUACUACGGCAACCAGGAACCCCGAAACCAGCGGGAAUCUUGAUCGUGAUGGAUCCAUUAUGCCGCAUUCCGCUGAGCCAGGUCCAUCCACGAGCGGAGACCAAGACCCGUGCAAAGUUCUGGACCAGACCUGCGCAUGGGAGAAAGCCAAAUGGGAAGAGGAGCGUCGGAGCGAACGACAGACCAUCAGCACGCUGGAGAAGCGCUUGCUGAACCGCGAGCGUGUCAUCGACGAGCAGCAGACGGCGCUGGCGAAGCUGCAGCAGGAGAUGUACACCAAGGACCGAACCCACCAGGGGCGUGCAGCGCACAUGCACCGGCGCGUCCAGGAGUUGCAGGCGCAGUUAGCGGACGAGCAGCGCAGUGUCGCGGAGCUGACGGCGCGCAAUGCCAAACUCCUGCAGGUCGCCGCAUCCUUCCGCGGGGUCUUCGCCAACCACCGCGACGUGCUAGACGAACUGAUGAAUCCCCAAGGGGACGUCGGACAGUCUGCUGCUUCCGCUCUGGGCGCGAUUCCUGUUCCGGUGGUGGUCGCUAUUGAAGAGAAUCGCGUGGCGGCUGCUCCUGACGCCGCGGACUCCGCAGCGCCGGAGACGGUCGCCGAGCACGUGGAAAUCGACAUGGAGCGGUCGACCCCGCCGCCGCUGCCCGGGGCGGACGACCCGCCGCCGCUGCCCGGGGCGGACGACUCGCCGCCGCUGCCCGGGGCGGACGACCCAUGCUGGAAAACUCCAAGUGUACGAUUUUACAUACUACUACCCGGAAGUUAAAGAAAAGGCUGCCUUUUUACCUGCUUCAGGAGUAUACCUACCGGGUUGGGAGCGAGGAAAGCCAGACGUUCCUACACUUCCCGACCAGUUCAGUCUAACGGCGCUGACGGUGUCCAGAAAGGACCAAGCAGUGUACAGUCUCAACGUAAGCGAAACUGUCAGCAAGUACCAUUAUUGAAUUUCGGCGCAGUGACUUUCGGACUUUCUUAAUCGAAGCACUUCGUGUUACACUCCAGAUGAACGUAGACUCCAAGCACUUGUUCGUCGUGUACCAUACAGACUCGUCCAGCGGUACUCCAUCGCAGGGACUGAAAUA